Molecule: messenger RNA, 827 nt
Organism: Pieris rapae (cabbage white)
Lineage: Eukaryota; Metazoa; Arthropoda; Insecta; Lepidoptera; Pieridae
Exons: 5
Coding region: 108-812 (234 amino acids)
Cellular component (GO): extracellular region
Molecular function (GO): hormone activity
Source: RefSeq, a predicted model, not a curated record
CAACUUAAAUUGACUAUGGGCCAUUAGAUCGUUAUUCUAUUCUCAAUUUCAGACACAUCAUUCAUAACGUCUUGAGGGAUCAAACAUCUGUUGUGCUCUUAGUGAAAAUGGAUCCGAAAUAUUAUGUGUACAUCAUUCUUCUACUACACAGCGCCUUCAAUCCUGUCGAAGCUGACACGGAAACAUACAGAAUGACGGAUCACGUUUUUACUUGUAGCAAAUGGCUUUCCUCAGUUAUUGAAAACCUUUGCAAUAACGUCUACAGAAUUGUUAAGAGAGACACAUCGUUAUUGAUGGAAAAACUCACACCUCGCGAUAUUCAGAAGAGUGUGAAUAGACGUCGGUUUCUAGCUGAAGAGAAAUGGCGUCGGUUGCGUAGGCAAGUCGCGACUGAGUGCUGCGUGGAAGCAUGUACUAUCAGCAACAUCAUUUUGUACUGCCCCGAAAACUCCAAAGUGAUUAAAGAAAACCCCCAUAUCUUUGGUAAUUGGAACAUGAAGCUUGCCGUGAUAGUUUUUUGUGUGAUGACGUUUUCGCGAGCCGAUCAGGAAACACCUGUGGUGCUAUGUGGAAGGGAACUUGCCAAUGCCAGAGUGUUAGUUUGCUAUGGCGCUGAGUUCGUCUCUAAACGAGCGUCACCACAAUCUAUUGUCGCCGCAUUAGCAAGUGGCGAUAAAUGGAUUGAAGAACUCAUGUGGGGAGGGCGUCGUGCCGCUAUAAGUGCUGAUUGGAACCGAUACAAAAGGGGCGGUUUGGCUGAUGAAUGCUGUCUUAAACCCUGCACCACCGCUGAUAUACUUAACUACUGCUAAACGUGUGAUUAAAAU